AUGCCAACCCCAACCUACUCGUACACAACCCGCCUCCAACAACCCCCAGGCCUAACCCCCCUAACCCUCCCAACCCCCACAAACACAAACCCCCCUCAAAACCCCCCGGUCCUAAACGACGCCCUCGCAAUCCGCUAUUCCGUCUUCAUAACCGAACAAAGCUGUUCCGCGGAAACCGAGAUCGACACCGACGACGCCCGCAGCUGGCACUGGGUCCUAUACGACGGGACCACAGCGGUGGGGACGAUCCGCCUUGUGCCCCCGCCUCAGACCCACGCGCCUGAAGAAGCGCUGCAGAAAGGGGUUGAGGAGCCGUGCGUUAAGUUAACUCGUGUGGCGAUCGUGCCGAUGUACCGUGGCCGGGGACUUGGGAGGAUGUUAGUGGAGACUGCGUUGGGGUGGGCUGCUGGGCAUUGUAGGGAGGUUGAGGCUGGGAUUGAGAAUAAAGGGGGUUGUUGGAGGGGUUUGGUGCUUGUUCAUGCUCAGGUUGAUGUUGAGGGGAUGUAUGGGAGGCUUGGGUUUGUGGUUGAUGAGGAGCUUGGGAGGUGGGAUGAGGAGGGGAUUGAGCAUUUGGGGAUGUACAAGAGGAUUGAAGUUGGGUUAAUGUAG
Messenger RNA from Penicillium brevicompactum, 609 nucleotides. RefSeq names its product GNAT family N-acetyltransferase. Gene Ontology annotation, molecular function: acyltransferase activity, transferring groups other than amino-acyl groups. The record is from RefSeq and is a predicted model, not a curated record. The coding region runs from base 1 to 609 and encodes 202 amino acids. The transcript has a single exon. Lineage: Eukaryota; Fungi; Ascomycota; Eurotiomycetes; Eurotiales; Aspergillaceae.